Uloborus diversus is the source of this 936-nucleotide messenger RNA. RefSeq names its product probable ribosome biogenesis protein RLP24 (gene RpL24-like). NCBI's taxonomy places the organism in Eukaryota, Metazoa, Arthropoda, Arachnida, Araneae, Uloboridae. The coding region runs from base 98 to 604 and encodes 168 amino acids. Gene Ontology annotation, cellular component: nucleolus. Gene Ontology annotation, biological process: ribosomal large subunit biogenesis. The record is from RefSeq and is a predicted model, not a curated record. The transcript is spliced from 5 exons.
UUUCGUGCGUGUUCCGUUUUCCGCACAUUUCACUAGUGUUGUAGUUUCACGUGUUAUUAUCAAAUUUAAUUGUAAAUAGCGACAAUAAGCUUUAAAUAUGAGAGUUGAACGCUGUUACUUUUGUUCAUCACCGGUUUAUCCUGGUCAUGGUAUUCAGUUCAUUAGAAAUGAUUGUAAGAUUUUCAGAUUUUGCCGAUCUAAGUGUCGGAAAAUGUUUAACCGCAAGAAAAAUCCUAGAAAACUAAAAUGGACGAAAGCUUUCAGAAAAGCUGCUGGCAAAGAACUUACUAUUGAUCCAGCUUUUGAAUUUGAAAAGAAGCGUAAUGUUCCAGUUCAGUAUAACAGACAGUUAUGGCAACAGACAGUUAAGUCCAUUAAAAGAAUUUCUGAAAUCAAGAAACGAAGAGAAGCUUGUUUCAUCAACCAGAGGUUAAAGAAAGGUAAAGUGUUAGCUAAAGAACAAGACCUAAAAGAAGUACAACAAGAUUUAAGUCUGAUCAGAUCUGUCGCAGCACCAAAUCAAUUGAAGCUGAAAUUGAAAGAGAAAAACUUAGAAGCUAUGGAAGAAGAUCAACCCGAGGAAAAGAUGAUGGAGGAAAAUUGAUUCUUUUCACAAGUUUCAGUUUGGACCAUUCAUUUACAUUUCAAGAUCAAGUUGUCCAAAAUACAUCAGCCCAAAUUAUGUUGCAAAGUGGAUAGCAACAAUGUUUAUAAACUUUUUUUUUUCAAAGCAAAAUCAUGUUAUUUUGACUACUUUCAAUAGUGUUUUCUCUAAAAUUAUCCUUCACUUUCCUUAUCCCACCCUAGAAAAAAAAAACCUUUUAAAAUGCUUACCAAGUUUUAUAUUAAAGCAAUAUAUUUAAUAUUAUACUGUAAAAAAAAAAUUUGGAUGUUCUAAAUCCAAUGUUUCUGUUGUGCAUGUGAAAUUCUGGAAUA